Molecule: messenger RNA, 753 nt
Organism: Punctularia strigosozonata HHB-11173 SS5
Lineage: Eukaryota; Fungi; Basidiomycota; Agaricomycetes; Corticiales; Punctulariaceae
Exons: 2
Coding region: 384-647 (87 amino acids)
Source: RefSeq, a predicted model, not a curated record
UUUAUCCAUUUACACAUUUUAACCCCUUUCAUCUAUACAUUACUAGCAUCGUCCAGCACGAACCCUCAUCCAACUUGCGAUCCGAUCGUUGCGAAUUCUCAUCCAACCCAGAUACAUCGACCCAGAGAAAAACCACCCGGAGAUGCUCACAGUCAUACAGCUACGCCGCCUCGCGGCCGUUGUCGUCCUUGCACUAGCAAGCCCAGGAUGGCUUUCAUGCACGCGCGCGUCGCCGCUACGACUCGAGGAUCUCGGCUCGUACGCGAACGUCCGAUAUCUAUUGCAGCAGCUGCCCGCGCCGGCGUCGGCGCAUUCUCUGUCCCCAUCUGGCCCCGAGACGCGGUGAGCUUUCCAUGUCGCCUGCCAUCGCGAUGCAUGUCAAAAUGACGCCAAACACGUUGCAGGACGCCGCGACGAGCACGGACGACGCCCCCGAUAUCCAAGUCUUCGCGCUCGGCCCGCUCGCCGACCUGUGCAAGAGCCACAAUCCGGACAUCGACAUCGCGAGUCUGGACUGCGGUUCACUGGCGCAGGCUGCGUCCGGGGUACCGGACUCCGCGACGGCGGCAGCAGCAACAAUGCAGACGCUGGCUUCGAACGGAAGUAGCACUUCCACGGCGAGGCAAGAGAAGAGUACUGCAGAAUGAGAGGUGUGCUGAGUAUCGUCUCGUGUAUUGUAUAUACUGCGUACGCACGGGAGAGUGGCCGCUGGCUCCUUCUCCCGAUCCACAUUGAUAUCGAGGUGGAUCAACU